CUUUAAUAUCAAUUCAUUAUAACUAGUGACAAUUCCUUCAAAGAACCACGAUUUAAAAAAAAAUAGUGACUGACAAAAUAAGAUAUGUCGCGUGGUUUAUUGCUAAAAGUCACUGAAACAACAUAAGAAUAUGGCUCACUUUGUGUUCCAUAGAAAUUUUCUGCUGACACGGAAUCUGUUAGUUGAUUGCUAGUUGAUCACUUGACUUUAUUUGUUGGACUACAUAUGUCUGACGAUUUUGAUGUAGAAGCCAUGCUUGAAGCACCAUACAGAAAAGAGGUAAAUUUUUUCAAUACUGCACCAACACCGGAAUUAUCACCAGAAGAAAAAGAUGCCAGAACAGUUUUCUGUAUGCAACUUUCUGCCAGAAUUAGACCAAGAGAUUUAGAAGAAUUCUUUUCAUCUGUGGGAAAGGUACGAGAUGUAAGAUUAAUAACAGACAAUAAAACCAGAAGAUCUAAAGGAAUUGCUUACAUUGAGUUCCAGCAAGCUGAUUCAGUUCCCCUAGCUAUAGGUUUAUCAGGACAGAAAUUACUGGGUGUACCAAUCAUUGUUCAAGCUUCUCAAGCUGAGAAAAACAGAACAGCCAUGCCAACUCAUAUUCUACCUAAAAGUGCAAAAGGUCCUAUGAGAUUGUAUGUUGGCUCUCUUCAUUAUAAUAUAACAGAGGAAAUGUUGAGGGGAAUUUUUUCUCCGUUUGGGAAGAUAGAUGAUAUAAAGUUGAUUAAAGAUCAUGAAAGUGGAAGAUCUCAGGGCUAUGGUUUUGUGACGUUUCCAGAAGCUGAAGAUGCCAAGAAAGCUUAUGAACAAUUGAAUGGAUUUGAAUUGGCUGGUCGACCAAUGAAAGUUGGACAUGUUACAGAGAGAAUGGCUGAAAUUCAAGCAAGUGGAGGAUCAAUGCUUGACGGUGAAGAAAUAGAUAGAUCUGGUAUAGAUUUAGGUGCUACAGGAAGAUUACAACUUAUGGCUAAAUUAGCUGAAGGAACUGGUUUUCAGAUUCCUCAAUAUGCUGCCAAUGCUUUGACUCAGGCUGGAGUACCUGGUGUCCCUCCAAUGAUGCCAAGUGGAAUGCCUUCUUCAACAUUACCUCAAGCAGCUCAGUCAGCUCCUCCAAUAGCUACACAGUGUUUUAUGUUGUCCAAUAUGUUUGAUCCAUUGACGGAAACUAGAUUGAAUUGGGAUCAAGAGAUACGAGAUGAUGUUAUUGAGGAAUGUAGUAAACAUGGUGGUGUAUUACAUAUAUUUGUUGAUAAAGCUUCUCGACAAGGCAACGUUUAUGUUAAAAAUCCUACCAUCGCUGCAGCUGUAGCUUCAGUUAAUGCUUUACAUGGAAGAUAUUUUGCAGGUCGCAUCAUAACAGCAGCUUAUGUACCAGUACCUAAUUAUCAUGCGUUGUUUCCUGAAUCUGUACGUGCUAAUCAAUUAAUUGUACCAUCAUCACAAGCUCUCCAAGCGUCUUAUGCUUCAGGAUUUUCUUCAGCAAUGUCACAACCAGUUUUAUAGACCUCAUUAUUCCAGUUUAAAGAGUUUAAAAUAUAUCUGGAAAAUAAUUUUACUUUCAAAAUAUCCAGGGCUUUACAUCAAUAGUAGUUAUAUUUAUGACCAAAGUGAUUUUUACUGGCCUUUGUUCAUUUCCAUGGGACGAAAAAAGGAAGAAAAUAAUAGUUGUAUUUGUUUUCUUAUUAUCAGCUAAUUUUAAUACUUAAGAUUCAUAUUGUUAUUUUUUUUUUAAUGUCAUCAAAAUGUUGAAUGUACAAAUUGAAUAGGAUAGUAAUCAAGAUGUGAUGGUGUUAUUUUAUUUUGUAUAUUAAAGGUUGUACAUAAAAGUUAUUAGAAUGUAUUG
Molecule: messenger RNA, 1843 nt
Organism: Lottia gigantea (owl limpet)
Lineage: Eukaryota; Metazoa; Mollusca; Gastropoda; Lottiidae
Exons: 9
Coding region: 226-1503 (425 amino acids)
Biological process (GO): mRNA processing
Cellular component (GO): nucleus
Molecular function (GO): RNA binding
Source: RefSeq, a predicted model, not a curated record